UAUCACUUCUGACUUGCUACAAUUGUACGUCCCUUUUGUACGAAACGUAGUCAAUAAAUGAAUCUAUCUAUCUAUAGGAAAACUUAAAUUAACGCUCUGUAUACGAAGUGUUAGUGUUUUCGUUACCAUGGAAACAUACAAAUCGGCUGACGGCUAUUACAAUAUAAAGCAAACCGAGAUGUUUGGCUUCAAACAUAACGAGUGCGUGGGAUUUGAGUCGAGAUGGAAAGUAAAAAAAGUUUCUUCGAGUGCCAGUGCGCAGACCACCAAACAGGAAGGUUCGGAGCAGGGGUGCAACGCAGUCGAGAGAAACAACGUAGAAAUACAAAGCGAAGCAAAGGAAACGGUCAUAAAAGAGACCGAUAUGGAUAAAUUGGCGGGAUGGCUCUCCCGUAUUUAUCCCAGUGUUAGAAAAGAACUCGACUCCGCUAGCAAAUCGAGGGCAUUCAAAAGAUAUCCCCCCUUCCAAACCACAAAUCGAAUAGAGCCUAAAUUAGUGCAAGAACUGGAAAUUUCUUCCAAAGUGGGAGAAAAGGAUAAAAACAAAAAUACAAUUUCGUGCCUAUCUUGGAACCAGACGGGGAACUUAAUAGCAACAUCCCAAAGUGCCAACCAUACGGCUUGGUGCUACCACACGGGUGUGGUUUCGGUUUUUCAGCUUCACAGAAAUGAUAGGUUGGAAGAAACGCCUGUGAGGAAAUUCGAGACCGACAGUUGCGCGACUGCCCUAGAUUUCCAUCCUACCAAUUCUGCGAUCCUAGCUGCUGGAACUCACAUAGGCCAAAUAUACAUGUGGGACAUAUAUAACGAGAUGGAGACGCUACUGACCACUUUGGAUGGUCACGAUGAAGCCAUCACUCAAAUUUCCUGGGUCAGCGACCUCAACAAAUGCAUCGUAUUGGUCAGUUCGAGUACGGACGGGCUUCUCAAACUAUGGAAUUUUAAUUUGCCUCAUUCGAAAUUAAACCUGAGGACGCGGUUUAAAAUAAAAACGCCUAUAUUGGGUAAAAUUAAUCAAACCACCGAAGUUGCCCAAAAUUUACUGGGGCGAGAUUUGGGCGUCGUGUGUUUCGAUUUCUCCACACACGUUCCAGAUAUAUUUGUCGUGGCCAUGGAGGGCGGUCUGAUAGUACAGUGUUCUCUGUUGGGCGCUACACCCCUUAAAGGUAAUACUAAAGACGAACCCUUACUCGAUCCUGUAUACAAGUAUUACGAACCACACCAGGGGGAAGUGACUAGGGUCAAAUUUUCACCAGACCGCAAGGAGAUGUUUCUCACCAACGGCACCGACGGCGAAAUCAGAAUAUAUCUACUAGAUCAGGAUGAGCCGGCGCAAAUCAUCUUCGUUAAGUCUUCUUUGGCCGAUGUGGCCUGGAUACCCAAGGAAGAAAAAUUCUUAGCGGGUUGCGGCUACCAAGUGCCGUUAGAAGUAUUCGAUAUAAUCAAAGGGAAAAAGGUUUUCGAAGGCGAAGGUGGCAAUGCCGGGGGGAAAAUUCUCUCCAGCGUAAGAGUAAACCACAAAAACACCAAACAUGUGGCGGUAGGAGGAAAUAAUGGGCGUCUACAACUAUGGAAUGUUCAGUGGCAGAACAUAUGAAGCAACAAUAAACCAACUUUUUGCUCUAAGGAUAUUUGACUCUUCGCAGCCAAAGCCAAAAUCCACGGAUAAAAUAGAAACGCCAUUUAUAUUUCUUCAAUAAAAACAAUGUAAAUAAUUUAUAACAUUAUAAUAUAGCCUCAGAUUUACUUUUUAUAAAAGUCCUGCGUCGGUUUUUG
Molecule: messenger RNA, 1776 nt
Organism: Cylas formicarius (sweet potato weevil)
Lineage: Eukaryota; Metazoa; Arthropoda; Insecta; Coleoptera; Brentidae
Product: cytoplasmic dynein 2 intermediate chain 2-like
Exons: 9
Coding region: 128-1597 (489 amino acids)
Biological process (GO): cilium movement
Cellular component (GO): axonemal dynein complex
Molecular function (GO): dynein light chain binding; dynein heavy chain binding
Source: RefSeq, a predicted model, not a curated record